Molecule: messenger RNA, 2937 nt
Organism: Rhinolophus ferrumequinum (greater horseshoe bat)
Lineage: Eukaryota; Metazoa; Chordata; Mammalia; Chiroptera; Rhinolophidae
Gene: GPR37L1
Product: G protein-coupled receptor 37 like 1
Exons: 2
Coding region: 55-1683 (542 amino acids)
Biological process (GO): adenylate cyclase-inhibiting G protein-coupled receptor signaling pathway; positive regulation of MAPK cascade
Cellular component (GO): signaling receptor complex; plasma membrane
Molecular function (GO): G protein-coupled peptide receptor activity
Source: RefSeq, a predicted model, not a curated record
CUGUUGUCCUGGGGGCCUGAGGAGGAGUGUUCUGGAGGCAGCACAGAAAGCUCUAUGUCCAGCAGAGGGCCCUGCCCAGCCUGUGGCCGGUGGGGAGGGAGGGAGCAGCUCGAGGCCACUGGAGCAGGCUGGCGAAGCCAGACGCCUGACUGGGGGCGGACCAAGCGGCCAGCUGCCUCUCUUGAGUCCACCGGGCACUGGGUUCCCGGCCCUUACCUGCUUUCCGUGGGGCAGCUGCCUCCUGCUCGCCCGGCCAUGUGGUGGCUGUGGCCUCUGGCCAUCUCUCUUGCUGUGGUGUCCCCUGCGGGGCUGAGCAGAGUCUCUGGGGGUGCCCCCCUGCGCCCCGGCAGGCACAGAGCCGAGGCCCCUGAGCAGCAGAGCCGGCCCAAGAGAGGCACCACGGACGAGCAGGACAAGGGGCUACAGCAGUACGUGCCUGAGGAGUGGGCAGAGCGCCCCCCGCCCCUGCACCCCGCUGGCUUGCCGCCCACCAAACCCUUGGCCACCAGCCCCCACCCAGACGUGGAUGGGGGAAGCCCGGGCAGCGGGUCAGAGCCCUGGGGCAACCUGACGGGGACGCCGGGGCAGAGGCUGAGGAUGGAGAACCCCCUGUACCCGGUGACUGAGGGCUCCUACGGCGCCUAUGCCACCCUGCUGCUGGCCCUGGUGGUGUUUGCCGUGGGCAUCGUGGGCAACCUGGCCGUCAUGUGUGUCGUGUGGCACAGCUAUCACCUGAAGAGCGCCUGGAACUCCAUCCUCGCCAGCCUGGCCCUCUGGGACUUCCUGGUCCUCUUCUUCUGUCUCCCUGUCGUCAUCUUCAAUGAGAUCACCAAGCAGAGGUUGCUGGGGGACAUCUCUUGCCGGGCCGUGCCCUUCGUGGAGGUCUCCUCCUUGGGGGUCACGACCUUCAGCCUCUGCGCCCUGAGCAUCGACUGCUUCCACGUGGCCACCAGCACGCUGCCCAAGCUGCGCCCCAUCGAGCGGUGCCAAUCCAUCCUGGCCAAGCUGGCUGUCAUCUGGGUGGGCUCCAUGAUACUAUCCGUCCCCGAGCUCCUGCUGUGGCAGCUGGCGCGGGAGCCGGGCCCCAGCACGGGCACCGUGGACUCGUGCAUCAUGAAGCCCUCGGCCAGCCUGCCUGAGUCCCUCUACUCGCUGGUGAUGACCUACCAGAAUGCCCGCAUGUGGUGGUUCUUCGGCUGCUACUUCUGCCUGCCCAUCCUCUUCACCGUCACCUGCCAGCUGGUGACGUGGCGCGUGCGUGGCCCCCCGGGGAGGGAGCCGCCGUGCCGGGCGGGCAAGCACGAGCAGGGUGAGACGCAUCUCAACAGCAGUGUGGUGGGGCUGACCGUGGUCUAUGCCCUGUGCACCCUCCCGGAGAACGUGUGCAACGUGGUCCUGGCCUAUCUGUCUCCCGGGCUGACCCGCCAGACGCUCGGCCUCCUGGGCCUCAUCCAGCAGUUCUCUGUCUUCUCCAAGGGGGCCGUCACCCCGGUGCUGCUGCUGUGCGUGAGCAGGCCGCUGGGCCAGGCCUUCCUGGACUGCUGCUGCUGCUGCUGCGAGGCCUGCGGGGCGGGGGCGGCCGCCGGCGCCGACAGCAAGCUCAAGACGGAGAUGUCAUCCUCCAUCUACUUCCACAAGCCCAGGGAGUCGCCCCCGCUCCUGCCCCUGGGCACUCCGUGCUAAGGCCAGGCCCCAGCGGGAGGCCUGGGACAUGGCAAGUGCGGCAGCGAGCGGGGCCACCCCAGCCCUCCCGGUGUUUCUGCCCCCAUAGGUCUGGCGAGUGGACGGGUCGUCCUGUUGGGGUCCGGGUGUGUCCAAGCCCCAACCCCAGCAGGGCCUGCCUGUCCUCUCGCUGGUGGGCAGCAAAGCUUCUAGGUCUUUAGAACUGCCCAGAAACUGUCCCAGCAGCUGGGAAGCAGAACUCGUGCAGGUCCCGGCCCCGCCGCCGCCUCUGCCUGGAGCCCGAGCACACUUUAGUUGUGUCCUGUGUAGGCCUGGUCUCCCUGCCCCCACCCAUCCUGGAAUGGGGCUCCCUGGACUCUUCCUCCUCCUGGUGCCGUCUUUCCCAGGGCUUCUCUCCCACCUCCCCCUCUGAUGGACCCUGGGUUGUCUUCUCCUACCCCAUGUUAGCUGCACACCCCCAUAGAAGGCCUUUUUUGUAAAACAAUAAACUAGGUGGAACUACCCCUGUGCCCACUGGACUUACUUGGGUCACAUCCUGGCAGCGCCCACAUGCACCUGGGCCUUCCCAGGUGGGUGGUGCCGCUGCCUGUCCCCUGCCGGCUCCCACCCUGCCCCCCACAGCUCCUCCCGCUGGUCCUGCCUUGGGUGUCCCACCACCUCCCGCCCCCCUUCCGGUCUCCCUCUGGGUCUCCUCCAAAAGCUUCCUUAGCCCUGUGUGGGCCUAGAGAACUGGUACGAUGUCCAUCAGAAGGGACACUCAGCCUGGGCCACCAGCCACUCCCUGCCCCAUAAGCCCAGCUUUCUGCCUAACCACCCAGCCUGUCUGCACCAUGGCUCUGGGGCCCACCCAGGACAGCUGCAUGGGGCCCGGCUGGUGAGGGGCAGAUGCCAGGGCCCUGGGCAUCACUCUCCUCCUUCCACCCCACCCCGCCCCCCCUUGGCCUCAGCCUGCCCUGUACCCAAACCUCCUCCCGCCUCUCCCAGGAUCUUAACAGCCUUGUUCUCACUCCCUGGAACCCACCCCCAGGCUGGUGAUGCCAAGAGGGAGGGACGCUGUUGCCAGGUGAUGGCUGCCCGGGCGGGCCCUCUGCUGGGGAGGGACACCCACCCAUUUCUCAGCAGACGUGUUGCCACAGUGACUGCAGUCCCAGCUUUGUCUGUAGAAACUUAAAUGGGGGGGCAGCUUGGACAGGGGUCCAAAAGCUGGCUUGCCACUUUUUCACCCCCGCGGCCUCUCUACCACCCCCCACCCGC